Annulohypoxylon maeteangense is the source of this 2054-nucleotide messenger RNA. Its product is annotated as amidohydrolase 3. Gene Ontology annotation, molecular function: hydrolase activity, acting on carbon-nitrogen (but not peptide) bonds. The record is from RefSeq and is a predicted model, not a curated record. The transcript is spliced from 2 exons. The coding region runs from base 390 to 2039 and encodes 549 amino acids. NCBI's taxonomy places the organism in Eukaryota, Fungi, Ascomycota, Sordariomycetes, Xylariales, Hypoxylaceae.
GAUAGAGAAAGCACGACAACUUUGCAUUGGUAGGUAAUUAUACUACAUGUCACUUAUCAAAUCUUCCAUCUCUACGCAAGCCACAAUAAACGAUAUAAUAUACCAACUCGGUUGUAUAUGAGGCUACAUACCGCGGACCAAGACCGGACCCCUACGUUAGAGGCUUCUCAGCUGAACUAAUGAUAGAUGGUGGAUCGCGCGGGGUGUAUUAAGGGGCGUUACGAGCUCCAAAUCCUACGCCGAAAGCGGUCCUAUACCGAGGGAUAUCUCAUGACAAGAGGAAUCCGGCUCAUCGCUUUGGUUUUCUUCAACAUUACAUCAAGGCAUCCAUUUCUCUUAUUAACUGAUAAACUCCAAAUAUAGAUAGAAAUUGACGUGAAGAUAUCCAAAUGGGAUCCCCUGCUGGAGAUCUUUUUAUCGGCGGAAAGGUCUUCCUGCAUGCCGAUCAGCCCGGACUUGAAGCCGAGCCUCAAUUCGGGAAUGCUAUCUUCAUCCGCGAUGGGACCAUCGAACAUGUUGGGUUUGAAGAUGAUGAUGCGAUCGUCCAGUCCCGGGCUGCCGGUGCUGUCAUCCACGACUUGAAAGGCCGAACAGUUCUUCCAGGCUUCACCGACGGCCACAUCCAUUUACUAAAGCUGGGACAAUCGCUAAGCAAAGCUGCCCUUGAUCAUUGUGAGAAUGUGGAAGAUGUUCGAAAGGCUAUUAAAGAACAUGCACUCGCCUACCCGGACGAACCGCGGAUCCUUUGUAAGGGGUGGAUGAGGCAUAUGUCGAAGCCCCUGGCAAGCCUGAUCGAUGAUCUCGAUCCACGUCCUAUCUACAUAGAUUCUAAGGAUCUUCACACCACCUGGUGUAGCACCUCCGCGCUUAAGGAGCUUGAUGCGGAAAACUUGAAAGACCCGGAAGGAGGGAAGAUUAUACGUGAUGCUGAUGGGAAGCCUACGGGCGCCUUUGAAGAAGCUGCUGUGUUCACCAUGAUAUGGCCUUUCCUUUCCGACGUAGCUACGGAGAAAGAUCGCGAAGAAUGGAUCCGGGCUGCGGUACAAGCAUACAAUGAGUCCGGAUACACCGGCGCUAUAGAUAUGGCGAUGGACGAACAAGCGUGGACUACGUUACUCAACAUACGCAAGGAACAACCAAACAAACCCCUACCCCUCCGACUUGCCGCUUACUGGCUCUUAACACCCACAACCUCAGAAGCCGACUGCCUGGCCCAAGUCGACCGAGUCAUCGAAGUACAUAAGCAGCUCAGCGCCGAGGAAUCCCCCGACCUCCACGUCGUCGGCAUCAAGCUCAUUACCGACGGUAUCAUCGACGCCUGCACAGCCUACCUAUCCGAACCCUACCUCAAAGGAACCGAUGUUUCCAAGCUUUCUAGCGGUAAGCCGUUCUGGGAGCCGGAGAUUGUCAACGCGGCUGUACGCAAAGCCGACGCCGCCGGUCUGCAGAUCGCGCUCCACGCCAUCGGAGACGCGGCAAUCACCAUGUGUCUCGACGCCCUAUCCACAUGCUCACCUCUAAACCGGCAUCGGAUGGAACAUCUAGAACUUGCGUCCGCGCGGGACGCGAAGCGGUUGGGUGAAUUCGGGAUCACCGCCUCAAUCCAACCCGUCCACGCCGACCCCUGGAUCCUCCGAGCCUGGCCGAACCUCCUCGGCCACCGGUGUACGCGCGCCUUCCCGUACCGGGAGUUCUCCGACAGCGGGGCGCCGCUCGCGCUCGGCAGCGACAGCCCGACCUCGCCAUGGGCCAUCAUGGCGAAUGUCUACGUCGCCGCGACGCGGAAGUCGUACCGGAAUAUCGCGUACGCCGAGGUCGUGAACUAUGAUUUCAGGUUGGGAGUGUGUGAGGCGGUGGUCGCGGCGAGUUAUGGGUCGGCGAGGAGCGUGUUUUGGGAUGGGAGGUUGGGGAGUUUGGAGUGCGGGAAGGUGGCGGAUUUGACGGUUUGGGAUGUGCAGUGGGAUGGGGAUGGGCGGAGGUUGCUUGAUGCGAGGGUGGUGGAGACGUGGUUUGGGGGGAGGAGGAUUUGGGGGGUUUGAGGAGGUAUCGAUUGC